AUGGGUGACAUCGAGGACACACACUUCGAGACCGGAGACUCCGGAGCCUCCGCAACCUUCCCCAUGCAGUGCUCUGCCCUGCGCAAAAAUGGAUUUGUAAUGCUGAAAGGUCGUCCCUGCAAAAUCGUCGAGAUGUCUACCUCCAAAACUGGAAAGCACGGUCAUGCCAAGGUUCAUUUGGUCGGAAUUGAUAUUUUCAAUGGAAAAAAAUACGAAGAUAUCUGUCCCUCCACCCACAAUAUGGACGUACCUCACGUGAAGCGUGAAGACUACCAACUGACCGACAUAUCCGACGAUGGAUACCUGACCCUUAUGGCUGACAACGGUGACCUGCGCGAGGACCUUAAGAUACCCGAUGGCGACCUUGGCGCCCAACUUCGCUCCGAUUUCGAUAGCGGCAAGGAGUUGCUGUGCACUGUGCUCAAGUCCUGCGGUGAAGAAUGCGUUAUUGCAGUAAAGGCAAACACAGCUCUCGAUAAAUAA
Parnassius mnemosyne (clouded apollo) is the source of this 483-nucleotide messenger RNA. Lineage: Eukaryota; Metazoa; Arthropoda; Insecta; Lepidoptera; Papilionidae. The record is from the annotation of a GenBank genome assembly.